Aspergillus wentii DTO 134E9 is the source of this 602-nucleotide messenger RNA. RefSeq lists its product as uncharacterized. NCBI's taxonomy places the organism in Eukaryota, Fungi, Ascomycota, Eurotiomycetes, Eurotiales, Aspergillaceae. The record is from RefSeq and is a predicted model, not a curated record. The transcript is spliced from 2 exons. The coding region runs from base 264 to 440 and encodes 58 amino acids.
AACGAGGCGGAUAUGACCGGUAAAUAAGUGACAUUAGUCGCAUUGGCAGUUACUGGAAGAAAUAAUGGUUAAUUGGGUGGUCAUUUGAUACAGGUGCAAUGUCUAGCACGAUGCCCAUGGCUGCGGUAAGGACUUUUUCGAACAGCUACAGUACAACACACGCUGAUAUUCGGUAGAUGUUCACGAGGAAUAGGUGAGAUAACUCUAGCUGAUUGUCUGUGUUUCCUAUGCGCUCGGAUUCUUACACGCGCCACCCAUACAGGAUGAUCGGAUGGGUUGCUUUCGUUCUCUCGCUUCAAGGUUGGCUAUCGGAAACUCCUGCCCAGAAGAGGAACGCCUCGACACCGGGAUACAUGUCGGUUCUGAUGUCUUGUUUGUCAUCCCCUAAACCCAAUUCUCUACAAGUGAAGUGGCUGACCGCGCGAUAUCGAAUUCAGUGAUGGCACUGGUUGUGGUACGUCUCCUAGCUAUGAGCAUCGACUCUUUGUCUGGUAUCUUGAGUUCUCAUCCUAAAUUCCUACUCGCAGACAUACUUCCCCAUCUUCAUUCCCCCGCCGGCCGCACGCAGCGGCGCCGCUGCUACACCUUCGCCUUCUCCUUAA